AUGGGUAUAUGCCUGCACAAGCAAAAAUUCAAAAAUGAUGUAACUCCAGAUUUUAUAUCUCCAGCUAAGCUAGAAUCUCAACAAUCAUUACAAAAAAAACGUAAAACCCAUCAUCUUACUAUUAUCCCACAGCUUCAGGAAUCAAUUGAUUUUAAAAAAAAUAUUACUGAAUGAACAAAAAAAAGCCAUCAUUCUCGGCAUAGAUCAGUCAGUAAACUCACACAAACUGAAGAAUCAUUUUUAACUACAUCACGGACAAUUAUAUGUGGAUCUUCGUAUAAAGGACAUCAAAUAAGUUACGAAGAUAAAGUCAUAAAAUUAAAUGGAAAAAUUAAAGAAAUUGAAGAAGUUUACUCAUAUGGUAUUGGAUUUACUUGUAAAAAAGGCCUAAAAGCUAGUCCUUAUAAUCAAGAUGAUUUUUCUAUCAUUCUGGAUACAGAAUUUAUAUUUUCUGGAGUUUUUGAUGGUCAUGGUGCAUUUGGGCAUGAUGUUUCUAAUUUUAUACAAUCAAAACUCCCACAGUUUUUAAUAAAUCAUGAGAAUUUUGACUCAAAUAUAAAGGAAGCGAUUUUUCAAAGUUUUCUUCAUGCGAAUGCUUCACUAUUGGAGCAUUGCAGUGCGCCUGAACCAAAAUUUGAGUGUAUGAUGUCAGGGACAACCGCCACAACAAUUUUAAUAAAAAAUAGUCACAUUCAUAUUGGCCAUACUGGGGAUUCCAGAGCUAUUUUAGGAAAAAAAAUAAAUAAUUGAAUAAUCGCUGAAAGAUUGACGACUGACCAUAAACCAAGUGUGCCUGAAGAAUCAAAAAGAAUUCAAGAAAGCAAUGGAGAAAUCCGAGCAUUACCUGACGAGAACAUCCCAAGAAUUUUUAUUCAAGGAAAAGACUAUCCAGGACUAUCCACAUCUCGAGCCUUAGGAGAUGCAGUAGCUCAGACUAUAGGCGUUUCUCCACAGCCAGAAUAUAAAGAUAUCCAAAUUUUAGAGGAAUUUGAAUAUAUCAUUAUAUGCAGUGAUGGAGUUUUAGAAUUUAUUAGUGAUCAAGAAGCUAUCGAAAUUGUAUCAAAAUAUGGCAAAAAUUCGAGAAAAGGAGCUGAAAGUUUGGUUGCCCAUGCUUGGCAAAAAUGACUUCAAAACGAAGAAGAAGUUGCUGACGAUAUCACUGCAAUUGUGAUGCAUUUGCCGACGAUUUUAGCAAAUAAUUUUAAUUAA
Messenger RNA from Blepharisma stoltei, 1209 nucleotides. Lineage: Eukaryota; Ciliophora; Heterotrichea; Heterotrichida; Blepharismidae. The record is from the annotation of a GenBank genome assembly.